AUGCAAAGAUAUCCUCUACCCAUAACCAUGAUUCUCACAUGCUCGAGAAAUGGAAAUUUUAUUUCUGACUUUUGGCAAUGGACUGAUUUACCAAGUUAUUUUGUUGCUUUAGCUUUGUUUACUGCAGCAGCAUCCAUAAUAACAGCCAUCUUUAUUCAAUUUAAUUGGUUUAUUGAUGCAUUAGGUUUAUGUUCAUUGUUAAUUGAAGCAUGCUUGGGAUUACCACAAUUGAUAAGAAAUUUUAAAAGAAAAUCAACUAUAGGAAUGAGUGUAACAAUGGUUUUAGGGUGGUUUGCAGGUGAUGUUGGAAAAACAAUAUACUUCAUAGUUAAGAAGACACCGUUCCAGUUUUACGUCUGCUCCUCCCUUCAAAUAACUAUUGAUAUUCUUAUACUACUUGAAGUAUUUAUAUAUAGGAAAUCAACUUCACAAACAUCCCAUGCAAGUAGCAUUUCAUCAAAAUCUAGUUCAAUUGUGGAUUUACCUGAGACAAAUGAUUUAAGAUUCAAUUAA
Strongyloides ratti is the source of this 513-nucleotide messenger RNA. RefSeq names its product PQ-loop repeat-containing protein. The transcript has 3 exons. The record is from RefSeq and is a predicted model, not a curated record. Bases 1 to 513 code for a protein of 170 amino acids. Gene Ontology annotation, cellular component: trans-Golgi network; endosome. NCBI's taxonomy places the organism in Eukaryota, Metazoa, Nematoda, Chromadorea, Rhabditida, Strongyloididae. Gene Ontology annotation, biological process: phospholipid translocation; retrograde transport, endosome to Golgi.